Molecule: messenger RNA, 768 nt
Organism: Plasmodium vinckei vinckei
Lineage: Eukaryota; Apicomplexa; Aconoidasida; Haemosporida; Plasmodiidae
Product: conserved Plasmodium protein, unknown function
Exons: 2
Coding region: 1-768 (255 amino acids)
Source: RefSeq, a predicted model, not a curated record
AUGGAUAUAAACAAUUAUGAACACUCAAUAAAUAUUAAAAAGCUAAGAAAUGAGUUUGUACAAAGUAUAUUAAAAGAUGAGGAGUAUAAAAAAAAAGACGAUAAAAAAAAAGAUAUAGUAAAAACAUGUAAAAGUUAUAAAGAAUUUUGUGAUAUUGUAAGUGUAAUCAAUAUGAAACCAAUUAAAAAAUAUGAAGAAAAAGUUACAUAUGAAGAUUAUCUAAAUAUGAACCAUUCUACAAAUAAUUUAGAUAAUUUAAAAAAAAAAAAAAAUUAUCUUAAAUUUUUUUCUAUGAACCAUUUGGAAAAUAAUCAAAAUGAUCUCCUUUUAAAUGAUAGCCACCCAAUAAUCCAAAAAAAAAUAAAACAGUUCUUAAAUAUUUUGGACAACAAUAAAGACAAUUACUACAAAUUUAUAAAAUUUAAUUACAACUGUGACGAAAUAAAAGACGUAAUAAUUUUUAUAAAAAAUAAUUGGAAUAUUUUCUUUGAGAUUGACAAAGUAGCUAUUCAUAACAACAUAAUGGACAAUGAACAAAUGGAUAAAAAGAAAAACGUUACAUUCUCAAAUUUAUUAUACUUUUUUUUUAAUUUAAUUAAAUAUUGGAAUGAAGAAAAAUUAUUUCUCUAUUUUACCGCCAACGAACUAAAAGAUAUUAAUUCAAAUAUCAACAUUAUUGGUCAAAAUUUAAAAAAUAUAAAAUUAUCUUCUAAUGAAGAUCUUAUAAUAAAUGACAUUAUAUCUUAUAUAAAAAGUAUAGAUUUAUAA